AUGCACGCUGCACAGACACCUAGGGAUGCGAACGUGGGCCUAUCUCUCAUAGACUACGCCUAAUUGGGACACCUCCUUACUAUUGGAAUUAACCGUCGAAACACGUAAACGGAAAACAAACUUGUUAAACUUUGGAAAAACGGGAAAUGAUAAAUAAAUGAACAAGGAACAGAUGAGUAUCCAGUAAGUCUCUCACCUCACUGAUCUCUGGUGCUGGAAGCAGUGUUUUUGCGCUCAGGGUGAAACGCUUUAGUGGCCAGUUAACGAAUGAAUGAUGGAGGACCAGCGAGACCAAGACGUGUGGGCGAUGAUGAACGAUUCAUGGACCAACUCGAGUCGCGGUGGAAACGAGACGGGUACCAGGAACCAGACCGGCGUGAACCCCCUGAAGCGGAACGAGGAGGUGGCCAAAGUGGAGGUGACCGUUCUUGUCCUCGUCCUGCUGCUCGCGUUGGCCGGUAACCUUUGCGUCCUCUUGGCUAUACAUACGAGCAAGCACAGCCACUCUCGAAUGUACUACUUCAUGAAACACCUCAGUAUUGCGGACCUGGUGGUGGCAAUCUUCCAGGUCCUCCCGCAGCUCAUAUGGGACAUUACAUUUCGCUUUUACGGGUCUGAUUUACUGUGCAGGCUGGUGAAGUACCUACAGGUUGUCGGGAUGUUCGCGUCCACCUACAUGCUUGUUCUAAUGUCCAUAGACAGAUGCUUGGCGAUAUGUCAGCCCCUCCGCUCUCUGCACAAGAGGAAGGACUGUUUUUAUGUGAUUGCUUCUUGGAUGCUUAGUCUGGUUUUCAGUACCCCUCAAGUGUACAUAUUUUCCUUGAGGGAGGUGGGCAACGGAGUUUAUGACUGUUGGGGAGACUUCGUAGAACCCUGGGGCGCCAAGGCGUACAUUACAUGGAUUAGUCUUACAAUCUACAUCAUUCCAGUGGCUAUUUUAAGUAUUUGCUAUGGCCUGAUAAGUUUUAAAAUAUGGCAAAACUUUAAAAUGAAAACCAGACGGGAUCAGUGUAUGUCUCUGACACCGCGGACGUCCAAAGGUGCAGCGCUCUCUCGGGUGAGCAGCGUGAGGCUCAUAUCAAAAGCGAAGAUCCGAACUGUCAAAAUGACUUUUGUCAUUGUCGUAGCUUAUAUUGUUUGUUGGACUCCUUUUUUCUUCGUACAAAUGUGGUCGGCAUGGGACCCUGCUGCACCCAGAGAAGACAUGGCGUUCAUCAUUGCCAUGCUGCUGGCCAGUCUGAACAGCUGCUGUAACCCGUGGAUCUAUAUGUUCUUCGCUGGCCACCUGUUCCAUGACCUGAUGAGGUGCUUCAUCUGCUGCUCCUCACAGUACCUGAAGGCCUCACAGUGCGGAGGGUGUGACCGCCAGCAGAGCCGCAGGAGCAUCUCCACCUCCACCUCCACUUUCGUCAUCAAGAACCAUAGUAGUCAGAGGAGCAUCACUCAGACCACCAGCACAUGAGGAGUGAGGACCAUGGAGGAGAUGAGUUGGGGUGGGACAGGAACUCACUACUACUGAAAGCCCUUCUUCAUAUCAGUCAAAGAGUGGGUUGCAUGGUGAAGACUUAGAUCUUCACCAUGCAAUGCUUAUCGAUGGGGUGGGCCAGAUACCAGCAAGAGGUGCAGCACACAGAUCUCCAGCACAUAAGACCAUGAAGAGAGGUUAAGUUGCGUACUCUAAACCUGAAAGACCUUCAUCCGAGGCUUGGUGUGGGCCAAGUACCCCUGUAAGACCAGGGCCUCAUUUCCCAGAACCUUUGUAGCGUUAAGAUCAUCGUUAGAAUGAUCUUACGAUGUAUCUUUAGUAGCCAAGCUGUUUCCCAAAACCAUCAUUACUAAAAUUGCACUUGAAAACCCUCAUUAGUUUCCGAAUGCCUCAGACCACUCGUAGAACAGCUAAGUGCAUCGUUAGUGUGCAUUGCCCUUUUAUUCACAGAAUAUCUUAGCCUAAACAUCUUGAUUCUAUGUUCAGCCCUCUGUCUGACUGUGACCGCCGAUAACUUCUGAACGAAGUUCAAUACAGAUAUAAAGUGGCCCAAGUAUUUGCCAUUGUUAUAAGUGGAGGAUAAAACAAUGCUUCAAAUUAAAACUGAGAUGACUUCAUUGAAAGAUAAAUAGGCUACAUGGGCCUAUUCAGUGCCUUCAGAAAAUGAUCACACCCCUUGACUUUUUCCACAUUUUGUUGUGCUACAGCCAGAUUUGAAAUAUCCCAUAAUAUCAAAGUGGAA
Molecule: messenger RNA, 2228 nt
Organism: Oncorhynchus mykiss (rainbow trout)
Lineage: Eukaryota; Metazoa; Chordata; Actinopteri; Salmoniformes; Salmonidae
Product: oxytocin receptor A-like
Biological process (GO): positive regulation of vasoconstriction; regulation of systemic arterial blood pressure by vasopressin; female pregnancy
Cellular component (GO): plasma membrane
Molecular function (GO): oxytocin receptor activity; peptide binding; vasopressin receptor activity
Source: RefSeq, a predicted model, not a curated record